This is a messenger RNA of Anguilla anguilla (European eel), 4868 nucleotides long. RefSeq names its product tripartite motif-containing protein 46-like. The transcript has 12 exons. The record is from RefSeq and is a predicted model, not a curated record. NCBI's taxonomy places the organism in Eukaryota, Metazoa, Chordata, Actinopteri, Anguilliformes, Anguillidae. The coding region runs from base 1053 to 3395 and encodes 780 amino acids. Gene Ontology annotation, molecular function: protein binding; zinc ion binding.
GUAAGCACUAUCGAUGGCUUUCAUAAACAACAGGGAUUCCAUGUCUAGCCUACUAAAACGAGCUGAAUAGGACGCCACAGGCUAGCAUUUGGAGCUGUGGGCUGAGUCAAAUGUGGACUACCGCUUCGAAUAAUUUUAAUGUUUGUCUGCACGUCGAUAUUGCGUUUUCAGUUUCAAUCAUUAAGUCUUAAUUUUAGUUUUAUCAUCUGUGGUGUUUUUUUCAGAUGUAUUUUCUCAUAUGUGUUCCACUUCGCUGUUUCUGUCUGUAAUUCUCAAUUUGGGGGUUUGGGCCUUCAUGUAUUUUAAUAGAAACAGCUACAGAUCUUUUUAGCUACGUUUGACUGCGGCGAUAUUAGACAGAGUCUGCUGAUUAUUGUUAAAAUUUUGAAAUAAUAGGCUAAUGCUUUUGUCUUGGUGUCGAGAAAGGGUAGCGCAUUUUUUAUUCAACCUGUCCGACUUUAAAAAAAACAUGUAGCCUAUUCUUUGUUUUCAGAGAUUGUUGAAAAAUUAUAUUUUCGUUCCCUCAUUCAGUCGAGACUAAGAUAAGCUACGCAUCGACAGACAAGUAGGCUACUCCAAACAGUCUAAAUUCAGGCAACUCGCAGCCUAUUACUGGGGGGGGAUGUUUGUUGCUAUGGAAACGGGAUGCUGGCGUACGGAGGUUAACCUGCAUGCGCAGAGAGACGGACAAGCUUGCAAGCGGCAAGAGUAACCUACAUUACAUUAACUAAUGAGGGCGUGGGACAAAUAAAGAACGUGUGGUAGAUGCAGAAAGAGGGGAUGUCGAAGGGGAUAUUCGGUAUUUGGCACAUACAUACACACAAGACACAGCUGGGCUAGUUUAAGGAAUAAAUAAUAAAUUCGUAACAUUAUAAUCAACCAACGUUUAGAACCAACGUGGGCUAUCUCUCACCUUAGCGUUCGUUGCGAAGGCUGUACAUAUUUUCUUCCUUCCCUCGAUAGGAAUAAAAAUUAUCUUUCCCUGUAACCCCCCUCCCUCCCGGGGGGAUGCCGGCCCGACUGAGGCGGGUGGGUGGGGGGACAUUCCUAUCAUGGCGCCCAGAUACCAGGUGAAGUCCAAUAUGAAGAGCAUGGAGAGGGAGCUGCGGUGCCCGGUGUGUACGGAGAUGGUGAAGCAGCCCAUCGUCCUGCCCUGCCAGCACAGCGUGUGCCUCCUGUGUGCCUCCGGGGUCCUGGUCCAGAACGGCUACCCGGCCCCGGACCUCCCGCCCGAGCCCAACUCGCCCGCCUCCACCCCCAACACCCGCUCGCCCCGCCAGGCCCGCCGGCCCGCGCCCAAGGCCGACCGCGUCGACCGCGUGCUCCGCGCCGGAUUUGGGACGUACCCAGGGAGGAGGCGCAAGGAGGGCCCUCCCCCCGUUGUGCUGUUCCCCUGCCCGCCCUGCCAGAGGGAGGUGGAGCUGGGGGAGAGGGGGCUGGCCGACUGCCUCCGGAACCUCACCCUGGAGCGCAUAGUGGAGAGGUACCGGCACACGGUGAGCCUGGGCUCCGUGGCGGUCAUGUGUCAGUUCUGCAAGCCGCCCCAGGCCCUGGAGGCCACCAAAGGCUGCGCCGACUGCAGGUCCAGCUUCUGCAACGAGUGCUUCAAGCUGUACCACCCGUGGGGGACGCCCCGCGCCCAGCACGAGCACGUCCUGCCCACCCUCAACUUCAGACCCAAGGUGCUGAGCUGCCCGGAGCACGAGCAGGAGCGCCUGCAGUUCUACUGCAAGUCCUGCCAGCGGCUGCUGUGCUCCCUGUGCAAACUGCGCAGAGCCCACGCCGGGCACAGGGUCACGCCCGUCGCCCACGCCUACCAGACGCUCAAGGACAAGAUCACCAAGGCGAUGAACUACAUCCUGGCCAAUCAGGACACUGUCCAGGCCCAGAUGACUCAGCUAGAAAAUGCCAUCACACAAACGGAGGUGAACAGCGGCUCGGCGCGGGACCAGCUGGCCCGGUGCGUGCGGGAGCUGGGCGCGGCGCUGGACGAGCGGCAGGGGGCGCUGGGCCAGGCGGUGGAGGGGGCGCGGCUGCGGCGGGUGGAGGCGCUGGCAGCCCAGGUGACGGAGAGGCGGAGCCUGCUGGAGCACGCCGGCCUGCUGGCCUUCUCCCAGGAGCUGCUCAAGGAGACCGACCCGCCCUGCUUCGUCCAGGCCGCACGCCUCACACACAGCAGGCUGAUGAGGGCCGUCGAGUCGCUCCAGUGCUUCUCCCUCGCCGCCGACCCCUCCUUCCGACACUUCCAGCUGGACGUCUCCAGGGAGCUGAAGCUGCUCGGCAACAUGGACUUCAUCCGCGCGCCAUUGGCCCCUGUGAUUGACACCCAGCGCACCCUGGCCUACGACCAGCUCUUCCUGUGCUGGCGGCUGCCGCAGGACUCCGCCCCCGCCUGGCACUUCUCCGUGGAGUUCCGCCGGCGCGGGGCGGGGCUCCGGGGCGGGAGCGGGGUCGGGGGCGGGGUCAGGGGCCGGGCCGGCGCCGGAGGGGGCCGCGGGGGGUGGCACCGGCUGGAGGAGGUGGGCGGGACCAGCGCGGUGAUCGACAGGCUGGAGAUGAACAGCGUGUACGUCCUCCGGGUGAGGGGCUGCAACAAGGCCGGUUUCGGGGAGUACAGCGAGGAGGUGUACCUCCACACCCCUCCCGCCCCAGUGCUGAGCUUCUCUCUGGACCCGCGUUGGGGCCCGCACGCUGAGCGUUUGGUGCUCAGUAAGGAGCAGCGCUGCGCCCGCAGCGUGCCCGGCCUCUCCCUCCUGCAGGCGGCCGACCGCGCCCUCACCUCCUGCCACCUGACCGCCGACCUGCUGGUGGGCGACACGGCCGUCACCCAGGGGCGACACUACUGGGCAUGCUCAGUGGAGCCCGGGUCCUACCUGGUCAAGGUGGGGGUGGGUCUGGAAGCUCGGCUGCAGGAGUGGUUUCAUCUGCCUCAGGACAUGCCCAGCCCCCGCUACGACCCCGACAGCGGCCACGACAGCGUUGCCGAGGAGAUGCUGGAGUCUCCGCCCCCCUUCGUGUUCCUGACCGUGGGCAUGGGCAAGAUCUACCUGCCGCAGAUGGUGAACUCCAACCACUGUUGCCCCGGCGACCCCGCCAGCCUGCGUGACCCCUCCGCCAACCUCAACAGCGGCGCCCCCUCGCCCCUGGGCCUCACCGUCCCCCUGCCCCCCCGGCUCGGGCUCUGCCUGGACGUCGAGAAGGGUCGCGUCACCUUCUACGACGCCCACUCCCUCCGGCCCCUGUGGGAGGGGCCCGUGGAUUGCUCCGCCCCCGUUUGCCCGGCGUUCUGUUUCAUUGGCGGAGGGGUGCUCCAGCUGCAGGAGCUGGUGGCCAAUCGGAAUGCGGAGCUUCCCCAGGCCAGAAGGGUCACCAUCCAAUCGUGUGGGAGCAACUGACAAAAGUUGUCUGCAUAACUGAAUUAAACGUGCAUUAAGCUAUUUUCAUUAGCCGAACAACACGUAAAUAUGAAUCACAAGUUUUUUUUUUUACUUUGUCAAGAAGAAAUAGUUUGCUUUUUAUAUAAUCAAAUUAGAAAAUUGAAAUUUAUUUUGUAAUAUUGUUGUUCAUAUUUUCCAUUUACACUAAGCCUAUAGCUUUGGUUGGCAGUUGCCAGUCACGUUUAUGCGAAUAUAUUUAAACUGUGAAUGACUCAGUAUAACUUAAUACGUAUAUUCUGGCUAAGUAUGGAGUUUAUCUGUAUAAGUGCAAGACUGCAUAACCAAGGAAAUUCACAUUUCUGAAUGAUUUUAUUGUGUUACUUAGGCCUGUGCCUCUACAGUAGAGCCAUUUUGUACUCAGCUGCUCGUGAAGGAAGACAGAUGAUGGCUCGUUCUUAAACCAAUCCGCUCGCCUCAUUUGUGUUUUACACAAGAAGGACGAGGUCUGCAUCUUUCAUGUGUAUUUUGUCAAAGACUGAUAGUUUAUUAUGUUCACUCAAGUAUUCUGACUGUUGACUAUAAUACAGGGAUAUACAGCCUUUACAAAUCAUAUGCAAAUGGAAAAACUUAUGAGAACUCUUAUUGGAACUGUGUUCAUGUCUAAUUUUAUUAUUAUUAUUAUUAUUAUUAUUAUUAUUAUUAUUAUUAUUAUUAUUAUUAUUAUUAUUAUUAUUCGAGGCAUGGGAAGAGAGAACAAUAUUACUUUAGUAGUGUUAUUUUAAUAGGUUGCCAAUGAACCUGUACAACUGUCAGGAAAGAUUCACCUUUUACUGUAGUGAACAGUGUGUGUGUGCAUGUGUUUUUGCGUUUGCCUGUGUGUGUGUGUGUGUCUGUCUGUCUGUCUAUGUCUGGGUGUGUGUGUGUAUGUUCAUAUGUAAGAAAAUCAGUGGGAGAAAGCAAGUGGCACAAUUAAAAUAGAGCCAAUGUUUCAAUUAUAUAACUGCAUAGAGCAAAAAACGCAUAAGUCAGCUUUAUUCAGUCAAUAGUCAGGAACUGUACUCAGCUUGAGCUUGGUACAGUGCAUAUCUACAUAAACACUAGAGAUUACAGCGUUUCAGGUGUGUGUGCAUGUGUGUGUGUGUGUGUGUGUGUGUGGAACUUAAAACCUGAAUGCCCCAGACAGUUUUAUUCUUUGCAACUAAGUUUAUUAUUAUUAUUAUUAUUAUUAUUAUUAUUAUUAUUAUUAUUAUUAUUAUUACUACUAUUAUUAUUGUUGUUGUUACUACUACUAUUACUACUACUGCUACUACUAACAAUAAUACUAAUAAUAAUAUAAUAAUAAUAAGGAAUGUUUUAAGGAAUGGAAUUGGUUUUAUUAUAUAAACCUGCAGUGCUACACGGGAAUGACUAUCUUUUUGUUGCAAUUUAUUUAGACUCUGUAAAACCUAAAAUGAAAGGAAAAAAUAAAGUCCAAAUAUGUGAACUCCCUAA